Molecule: messenger RNA, 909 nt
Organism: Fraxinus pennsylvanica
Lineage: Eukaryota; Viridiplantae; Streptophyta; Magnoliopsida; Lamiales; Oleaceae
Source: the annotation of a GenBank genome assembly
AUGGAGAAAAUUUGCUUCCUCGUUGCUGCUGUUGCAGUGUUAUCAGUGAACUGCUUUGCUCUUUACUCAAAUACAGAUGAAGAAGCACUUCUUGCCUUCAAAACCCGAAUCACUUCAGACCCUUAUGGCAUCUUGGCCGAUAACUGGUCGAAUACUGCAUCAAUUUGCAACUGGGUUGGUGUUUCUUGCAGCAGAAGUCAGCAAAGAGUCACAGCCUUAAAUUUUUCGGGGUUUGGCUUCACAGGCACCAUUUCUCCACAUCUUGGAAAUUUAACGUUUCUCCGUUCUUUAGAUAUCAGCACCAACGAUUUUCACGGGAUAAUACCCCCCGAGCUAUCCAAUUUGCUACGUUUAGAGAAGAUAAACGUGGGAUUUAACAGCUUCAUUGGAGAGGUUCCUUCAUGGUUUGGAACCUUACCCGAACUUCAGCAUAUUCUUCUGCGUAACAAUAGUUUCACAGGCGGCAUCCCGCCAUCUUUAUGCAACAAUUCAAAGGUACGAAUACUGGAGAUGGGUUACAAUUUCAUAAACGGAAAUAUUCCACAAGAGAUUGGGAAUCUUUCUGCCCUCGAAGUAUUAUAUUUAAGGUUUAACCAGCUUACGGGGUCCAUACCUUUUGGUAUCUUCAACAUAUCUUCUCUGAAAGCACUUGAUCUCACGCAUAAUAGCCUGUCAGGAAUGCUUCCGGAGAAUACAUGCGAUAGUGUCCCGAAAUUGACCGGACUCUAUCUCUCGAACAAUCUACUCUAUGGGCAAAUUCCAUCAAAGAUAUACAAGUGCAGGUACCUCGAGGACCUAUCAUUAUCCUACAAUCAUUUCAAUGGAACCAUACCAAGUGCAAUUGGCAGCUUGACCAUGCUCAGGAGGUUGUUUCUGGGGAUAAACAACUUUGAAGGUAUGAUCGCAUAA